CGUAGCAGUAGCAACAUCGUAGCAGCAAUCGUAGCAAUGGCUUUCAGAGGAGAACACUUCCGUCUUGCGCUCGUGUGCGUGGUGCUGUCAUGGUGCGCGUCCGCGUGGGCCGCUCCCGCCCAGCUGUGCGCCGCCGCUGCGGAGAACGAUCCCAGGGCCACACGUUUCUGCCAGGCUCUGAACACGUUCAUCGAACUUUACGCUGAGGCUGCUGGGGAACAGGUCCCGGAAUACCAAGCGCUGAUCCGCGACUACCCGCAACUCCUGGACACCGGCAUGAAGAGGCAGGACGUCGUGCACUCCUUCCUCCGUUUCGGUCGUCGCCGCUGAUCUGUGAGGUCGCAGCGAUCCCGCUACUAAACUACAACAAUGAGGCUUAACAUACUUUGCAGAUUACAAUAUUAAUUUUAGUCUUUACUUUGUUUCGUCCAAAACAUAAUAAAAAGUUCCUUUUUUUAAUUAAUAAGGGUUAUGGGUGUUUGUAUGUUUAAGGUAUCUGUGCACUGCGAAUUAUAAAAAAAAAAACAACAUCACUCUUAAGUGAGACGUCUCUUACACCGGACGUCUCGUACCUCUCUCUCUCCCAAAUUUUAAUAGAAUAAUAUUAGUGAAUAUAAUAUGUACUUACUUAUUGCUAAAGUAUUAAUAGUUAUAAGUAUUUUAAUAAUACUAACGAUCUUGUUGUCAACAUUUUUGUGGCUCUUCAUUUGACAGAUACAUGUAA
Molecule: messenger RNA, 724 nt
Organism: Bombyx mandarina (wild silkworm)
Lineage: Eukaryota; Metazoa; Arthropoda; Insecta; Lepidoptera; Bombycidae
Product: myosuppressin-like
Source: RefSeq, a predicted model, not a curated record